Molecule: messenger RNA, 414 nt
Organism: Ixodes scapularis (black-legged tick)
Lineage: Eukaryota; Metazoa; Arthropoda; Arachnida; Ixodida; Ixodidae
Exons: 1
Coding region: 1-414 (137 amino acids)
Source: RefSeq, a predicted model, not a curated record
AUGUUGCAGGCUACGCCUGCGGUCGUUUGCCGCAGCUGUGGUGGCAGGUCCUGCAGGAACGACCGUGGCCGGUUCAAGCAGCAUGAAAAUGUUGCAGGCUACGCCUGCGGUCGUUUGGCGCAACUGCAGUGGCAGGUCCUGUACGCCGUCUCUAGGACCUUGAUGAAGCCUGACGAUCUUGUAUACAAGGAUGCAGACUGCGUGGUCCUGGAUGCCCAGAUUCUUGGAACCACCUUGGAACUGGGCUUCCACCAUGCCCAGAAGAAGACGAAGUAUAGCGCGCCGGACCUCUUCGCCCAGAACAGGGGAGACCGAGUUUGGAGCAUGUCCGUGUCAACCAUCACCCUCAACUUCCGGGGGGAACUUCCACCGCCGGGACCAUCCUGUGGAAAGCCUCAGCUGCGCGGCGUCUGA